AUGCCCAAUCCUCAACCUGUUAAUCCAUAUUUCGUCUCUCCUAUUCAUUAUACUAUUAUUUGUUAUGAUUACCUCCUUCUGUAUUUUAUGUAAAUGAUUGGACAGAUUAGUGUCUGUCCUGUGAUUGGACAGAUUAGUGUCUGUCUUGUGAUUGGUGGCUUCCUACAGGAAGUUGUGAGCAGAGUUUAAAAGCUGCUGCAGGACUGCAGACAUUCACAGGAAGCUGGACCAGCAAUGGCUCUGCUGAAGGUUCUGCUGCUGCUGGGGCUGGGUGUUUCAGUGAACUCAAAUGUUUCUCUGCAGAAGAGAAUCAUUGGAGGCCAUGACUGUGAUGACAGGGAGCGUCUUUAUCAUGUUCGGAUUGAGAGCAGCAAUCAUACUACAAUAAGACUGUGUGGAGGAUCUCUGAUCGACGCUAAGUGGAUCCUGACUGCAGCUCACUGCUGGGAGUCGGAGGCAGGGUGGAUUAACAUAGCAAUGUUAAAAGUUCAUCCAAGGAGGGCUAAACAGCAGAACCAUGUAAUCCGAUCCGAUCCGGUGAUUUAUACUGACCAGGGCCAAAAGCAUGAUAUCAUGUUGCUGAAGCUUCGGAGACCAGUAACAGAUGUCCCACCUGCUCGGCUACCAAGAUGCCAGAAUCGUCCUAAAAUAGGCGAUACAGUUCAGCUGGCAGGAGAGGGAGGAACGACAACCGGCCCCAAUUAUGAGCGAAACCCCAAUAAUCGUAUUCCAAAACAUCUUCAGUGUGUCAACAUGAAUGUUGUUCUGGAUACCCACUUUAGACCAACAUGUGGGAAAACAUUUCUUACUGAUGCACAAAACAAGGAUAUAUGUCUUGGCGACUCUGGUUCAGCAGUGGUGUUCAACGGGAUGAUUUAUGGUGUGAUUGUUGAAUGUGGAACAAGCUUUGCAUGUCUGAUACCAUCUACAAUCAUAGAUGUUUGUGAAUACAUAGAUUGGAUAAAACAAACAACUGGGCUUAAAUAAAACAUAAACUAUCAUGAAAUAAAAUUCUCAUCAAAUUUCCUCAGAUGUAAUUUUAUAGUUGUUUCUUCAUCACUUUGUAGUUUGUAGAAUUAGG
This is a messenger RNA of Xiphophorus couchianus (Monterrey platyfish), 1081 nucleotides long. Its product is annotated as trypsin II-P29-like. Gene Ontology annotation, cellular component: secretory granule. Lineage: Eukaryota; Metazoa; Chordata; Actinopteri; Cyprinodontiformes; Poeciliidae. The coding region runs from base 235 to 987 and encodes 250 amino acids. Gene Ontology annotation, biological process: proteolysis. Gene Ontology annotation, molecular function: serine-type endopeptidase activity. The record is from RefSeq and is a predicted model, not a curated record. The transcript has 6 exons.